Condylostylus longicornis is the source of this 2219-nucleotide messenger RNA. RefSeq names its product CTP synthase-like. NCBI's taxonomy places the organism in Eukaryota, Metazoa, Arthropoda, Insecta, Diptera, Dolichopodidae. Gene Ontology annotation, biological process: pyrimidine nucleobase biosynthetic process; CTP biosynthetic process. Gene Ontology annotation, molecular function: identical protein binding; CTP synthase activity. Gene Ontology annotation, cellular component: cytoophidium; cytoplasm. Bases 257 to 2143 code for a protein of 628 amino acids. The transcript has 4 exons. The record is from RefSeq and is a predicted model, not a curated record.
UAGCCCAAUACGUAAUACACAUGCGUACUUCAAUUUUGUCAAAAAGUAAUUCAUAUAUUUUCUAAUCGAGUUUUUAAAACUAACUUAAGACUUUUUGCUUGUAAAACUUAAUUGACUUGUAUGCUAAAUUGUGUCUGGCAAGGGGGAAUAAAAAAUUAAUGAGCGUAUUUUGUUUAUACGAAUUACAAUAUUGUGCAGAUAAACGUCACGAUACCAUUCAAUAUAAACUAUAGUUUGGAAUAAAAUAAGAAAAAUUAUGAAAUACAUCUUAGUUACUGGAGGUGUUAUAAGUGGUGUCGGUAAAGGCGUUAUUGCUAGCAGCUUUGGUACUCUUUUGAAAUCUUGUGGAAUUGACGUGACAUCAAUUAAAAUAGAUCCGUAUAUUAAUAUAGAUGCCGGAACUUUUUCCCCCUAUGAACACGGUGAAGUGUAUGUUUUGGACGACGGUGGAGAGGUUGAUUUGGAUUUGGGAAAUUAUGAACGUUUUUUAGACAUUACUUUGCAUCGAGACAAUAACAUUACAACAGGAAAAAUUUAUAAACAAGUAAUAGAGUGGGAGCGAGAUGGAAAGUAUCUUGGAAAAACUGUUCAAGUUGUGCCGCACAUCACUGAUGCCAUACAGAAUUGGGUGGAAAAUGUUGCUGAACGCCCAGUUCGCGGAAGCUCUACACCUCAAGUAUGUAUCAUUGAAUUAGGAGGAACUAUAGGGGACAUAGAAGGCAUGCCCUUCGUGGAGGCAUUUCGACAAUUUCAGUUUCGUGUUAAACGUGAAAACUUCUGUGUUGCACAUGUUUCGCUUAUACCUAUGCCUAAAUCAACAGGCGAGCCAAAAACGAAACCUACACAAAGUUCUGUUCGAGAACUUAGAGGCUUGGGUUUAUCUCCAGAUUUGAUUGUUUGUAGAUCAGAAAAACCUAUAGGACAGGACGUUAAGGACAAAAUAAGCAAUUUUUGUCACGUCGGACCAGAACAAGUGAUUUGUAUUCAUGAUUUAUCCUCUAUAUAUCAUGUACCAUUGCUUAUGGAAGAUCAUGGUUUAAUAGAAUAUUUAAAUUUGAGAUUGCAUUUGAACAUUGAAAAUUCAAAAAGAGACAGAUGCUUGCAGCAAUGGAAAGAUUUAGCCCGUCGUGUGGACAGUUUACACAAACAAGUAACAAUAGCACUAGUCGGCAAAUAUACAAAACUUGAGGACUCAUACGCUUCAGUUUCGAAAUCUCUGCAGCAUGCAUCAAUAGCUGCCGGGUACAAAUUAAAUUUAAAAUAUAUAGAAGCUUGUCAUUUGGAGCAACAAACUCGCGAGGUAUCUCCCUCACUUUAUCACGAAGCGUGGCAUACUCUUUGUAAUGCGGACGGUGUUAUUGUGCCAGGAGGUUUUGGACAACGAGGUAUGGAAGGAAAGAUAACGGCAUGUAAUUGGUGUCGGGAAAAGAAGAAACCAUUUUUAGGUAUAUGUUUAGGUCUGCAAGCGGCCAUUAUAGAGUUUUGUAGAAAUGUCCUUGGCAUGAAGGACGCAAAUACAACAGAAAUUGACCCCUCCACUUCAUAUCCAGUAGUUAUUGAUAUGCCGGAACAUCAUCCUGGCCAAAUGGGUGGCACUAUGCGGUUGGGCAAUCGUACAACAGUUUUCACAGCAGAAACUAGUAUUAUAAGACAACUGUAUGGAAAUCGAAAUAAAGUGGCUGAGAGGCAUAGGCAUCGUUACGAAGUAAAUCCCGAAUUUGUUCCAAUGAUUCAAGAAAAUGGCCUAAAAUUUGUGGGAAUGGACACUGAAAAAACAAGAAUGGAAAUUAUAGAACUGUCAGACCAUCCCUACUACGUCGCAACGCAAUACCAUCCGGAAUAUCUUUCAAGGCCGUUAAAACCGUCACCCCCAUUUCUAGGCCUGAUUUUGGCAUCUGUUGGAAAGCUCAAUAAUUUUAUUCAACGUGGUUGCAGGCUGUCUCCAAAACAAAUGUCAGACGCUAGUAGCGAUGAGGACGAAUGUCUUGUGAAAACAUCAAAAAUCAAGAAAAAUGGUGCAGUUACAUCUAAUAACCUAAUUUUUUUGAGUGAAAAUGUAAACAAAAUCCAAUCAGAAUUUGGUAGUCAAAAAAUUUAUGUAGAAGGUGAACCAUCUCCAAACAAUACAAUAGAGAGUAGCUGAAAUACCUUAAAUUUACUUAUAAAUUUUAAAAAUAAGAAGUACUUAGAAUAAAGUAAAUAUGAGUUUACGUUUCAAA